AUGCAAGGUAGAGAAACGGCUGAUAUUGAGAGGCAUGCAAAAAUACGUCAGAGCAGGAGGAGGCAUUGGCAGAAAGAAAUUUGCGGGAUCGAGCUGAGAUGGAAGCGCCUGGAAAACUUGCGAGGGGAAUGUAGUGUAUUGGUAUUAGUGCGAGUACGCUCAGUAAUUGAGGAGUUCAGUGAGUGA
Clunio marinus is the source of this 186-nucleotide messenger RNA. The record is from the annotation of a GenBank genome assembly. Lineage: Eukaryota; Metazoa; Arthropoda; Insecta; Diptera; Chironomidae.